GCCCGUGUCGUGUGUUGUGUUGUGUGUGAAUAUACCGCGCAAGGAAUAUCUCUUCUACUAUUUUAAAUACGAUGACUUAAAGCCCGGCACGAUGCGAGUGCUGCUGCUGGUGGUGGCGGGCGCGCUGUGGACGGCCGCGCUGGGCUGCCCCUGGGCCUGCUCCUGCCGGCCCGGCGCCGCGGACUGUGCGCACCGGGCGCUGCUGCACGCGCCGCGCCGCCUGCCCGUCGACGCCCACCGCCUAGACCUGCAAGGGAACAAUAUAAGCAUCAUCUUCCAAAGCGACUUUCAAAAUCUGAAGGAUUUGAAAAUAUUACAACUAUCGGAGAACCAGAUCCACACCAUCGAGAGGGACGCCUUUCUCGAGCUCAACUCGCUGGAGCGACUGAAACUGAGCAAUAAUCGGCUGGGACACUUGUCUGAUGGCCUAUUUGUGAGAUUGAGGCAUCUACAGCGUUUGGACCUCAGCCGGAACGAGCUGACGGCGAUCAGCCGACGGACGUUCCGCGGUCUGACAGCGCUGAAGAGCCUCCAUCUGGAUGGCAACCAGCUCAAGUGCAUCGAUGAGAAGGCCCUGGAACACCUCAAGAGCCUCGAAGUGCUGACGCUAAACAACAACAACCUGACGUACCUGUCGCUGGAGGCGGCAUCGGUCGCGCGUCUGCACACGCUGCGGCUGACGGACAACCCCGUGGUGUGCGACUGCCGCGUCGCCCGCCUCGCCGCUGCCGUCCGCGCCGCAGGGAUACUGGGAGUUGGUGCAAGAUGUCAAGCACCGGCGGCUCUACGCGGUGCUCUCCUCACAGAGCUGGAGGCACAUGAACUUAUAUGCAACGGUCCGAACACAGCGGUGACAGCGGAGUGCUCGGCGGAGCCGCGCUGUCCACCGCCGUGCCGCUGCUCGCCCGACGGCACCGUGGACUGCCGCGAGAAGCUGCUGACGGAGCUGCCCACCACCAUCCCCCACCGCGCCACGGAGAUCCGCCUGGAACAGAACGAGAUAACCGAGGUGGGUGCGGGCGCGUUCUCCGCAGUGAAGCGAGUUGCGAGGAUCGACCUGUCAAACAACAAGAUCGUAAAGUUAGCCGCAGACGCCUUCAACGGCCUGACGCAUUUGACUUCGCUCGUGUUGUAUGGAAAUAAAAUAAAGGAUCUGCCAUCGGGCAUCUUCCAUGGAUUGACUUCGUUGCAGUUGCUAUUACUGAACUCCAAUGAAAUAUCGUGUGUUCGGAAAGACUCCUUCAGGGAUCUUCAGAGUCUGAAAUUAUUGUCUCUAUACGACAACAACAUACGGUCGAUACCGAACGGGACUUUCGACGCGCUCACCGGAAUACAAACGCUCCACCUCGGGCGCAACCCGUUCUCGUGCGACUGCUCGCUGCGCUGGCUGGCCGCGUACCUCCGCAAGAACCCCAUAGAGACGUCCGGCGCCAAGUGCGACACGCCCAAGCGGAUGAAUAGGAAACGCAUCGACGCGCUGCGGGAGGACAACUUCAAGUGCAAGCCGGGCGAGGAGACGGGCGAGGUGUGCGGGGAGGAGGCACCGUGCCCCGCAGCGUGCGCGUGCGCGCGUGUGGCGGGCGCGCGGGCUCGUUCCGUGCGUGUAGCGUGCGCGCGCGCCGCACUCACCGAGAUACCACGUGAUCUGCCGCUCGCUACGCACGCACUAAUAAUGCCGGAAAACAAUCUGGGACGUAUCAAAUCGGACGGCAUGUUUGGCCGCCUGCCAGAACUCACUAAAUUGGACCUUAGAAAUAACGGUAUAACGGUGAUCGAGGACAACGCGUUCGACGGCGCGGCGAGCGUGCAGGAGCUGUUCCUGGACGGCAACAUGCUGCAGACCGUCACCGACAAGAUGUUCCUCGGACUACACAGCCUCACUGUCUUGUCCCUUGUAGACAACAAGGUGAAGUGUAUCACACCCGGCGCCUUCGACCACAUGACCAUGCUGACUGCUCUGUCUCUGAGCGGCAACCCGCUACAGUGCACAUGCCACAUGGCGUGGGUGGCGCCGUGGCUGCGGGCACGCGCGCCAAACUCCGGCGCCGCGUGCGCGCACCCCCCCGCGCUGCGCUCCACACCCCUACACCAUCUAGAAGCGGCUGACUUCAAGUGCACACCGGAGGACUCAGGCUGUCUGCCGGCGGAGUACUGCCCGGCGGGCUGCGCGUGCGCCGGCACGGUGGUGCGCUGCGCCCGCGCCCGCCUCACCGCGCUGCCGCCGAGACUACCGCCGUAUACCACUGAAUUAUACUUGGAAUCGAACGAGAUAACGAGCAUAUCGUCGGAGGAGAUCCGCCACCUGACGCAGCUGACGCGGCUCGACCUCUCCAACAACCGCAUCUCCGUGCUCUCCAACAACACCUUCGACGGCCUCACCAAGCUCUCCACGCUCAUCGUCAGCUACAACCGCCUGAGAUGUGUGCAGCGCGACGCGUUGAAGGGUCUGACGCAGCUGCGCGUGCUGUCGCUGCACGGCAACAACAUCUCGCUGCUCGCCGACGGCGUCUUCCGCGACCUGGAGUCCAUAUCACACGUGGCCCUGGGCUCGAACCCGCUGUACUGCGACUGCUCGACGCGCUGGCUGUCGGAGUGGGUGAAGACGUCGGGCGAGUACGUGGAGGCGGGCAUCGCGCGCUGCGCCGACCCGCCGCCUAUGCGCGACAAGCUGCUGCUCAGCACGCACUCCUCCGCCUUCAUCUGCAAAGGCUCACCGCCAGCUGACGUGGUAUCAAAAUGCGACCGGUGCCACUCGCGGCCGUGCGCGAACGGGGGCACGUGCACGGUGAACGCGGGCGGCGGGUUCACCUGCGCGUGCGCACGAGGCUACCACGGCGAGACGUGCGCGCUGCAGAUAGACGCGUGUUACGGCUCACCCUGCGCGCAUGGCACUUGCCAGCUGCUAGAGGAGGGGAGGUUCCAUUGCGCGUGCCCGGCGGGCUACACGGGCGUGCGGUGCGAGGUGGACAUCGACGACUGCGUGGCGCACCGCUGCCAGAACAACGCCACCUGCCACGACCGCCUCGAGGGGUACUCCUGCCAGUGCGCGCCUGGAUACAUGGGUGAAUACUGCGAGAAGAAGAUCCCGUUCUGUACGAGUGAGUUCAACCCGUGCGCGAACGGCGCAGCGUGCGCCGACCACGGCAGCCACUACACGUGCACCUGCCCGCGCGGCUACUCCGGACAGAACUGCACAGUCAACGCCGAUGACUGCGUCAACCACAUGUGCCAGAACGGCGCAACCUGCGUGGACGGCCUAGAGGAGUACCGGUGCGCGUGCGCGGCGGGGUACGCGGGGCGGUACUGCGAGGCCGCGCCGCACGCCGCGCUCGGCACCUCCCCCUGCGCGCACCACGACUGCGUGCACGGCGUCUGCUACCUGCCCGCGCUCGCGCUGCACGAUGACAUUAUGAUGGAGCGACCGCUGCUCGCGCCCGCCAACGACUACCUGUGCAAGUGCGCGCCGGGAUACUCCGGUCGUCUCUGCGAGUACCUCACGUCCCUCACGUUCAAUUACAACGACUCGUUCGUGGAGAUGGAGCCGCUGCGCACCUCGCCGCAGGCCAACGUCACGCUCGUGUUCAGCACGACGCAGCAGCACGGCGUGCUGGUAUACUUCGGCGCGAGCGAGCACCUGGCGGUCGAGCUGUUCAACGGCCGCAUCCGCAUCUCCUACGACGUCGGCAACCACCCCACUUCCACCAUGUACAGUUUCGAGAUGGUGUCCGACGGCGGCUACCACAAGGCGGAGCUGCUGGCGGUCAGGAAGAACUUCACCCUGCGCGUCGACGACGGACCCGCCAGAUCCAUCAUCAACGAAGGGAGCAAGGAGUACCUGCGCCUGGAGCGGCCGAUGUUCAUCGGCGGCGUGCCGGCCGACGUCGCCAAGGACGCCUUCACCAGGUGGCACCUCCGCAACAUCACCAGCUUCAAAGGUUGCCUGAAGGAGGCGUGGAUCAACCACAAGCGCGUGGACUUCCUGAACGCGGCGCGCAGCUCGCGGACGGGCGCGGGGUGCGCGGGGGAGGAGCCGCCCCCGCCCGCCGUCAGCCCCGCCCAGCUGCAGGAGGACGGCGCUCACGUGCCCGACCCGUGCGUGCCGAACCCGUGCGCGCGCGGCGGGCGGUGCGUGCGCGAGGAGGGCUCGCCGUCCGACUACACGUGCCGCUGCCGCGCCGGCACCGCCGGACCGCAGUGCGAGCUGCGCGCCUCCGUCGGAGGCGCUCCGGUGAUCGCCCAGAGCAAGUACCCGCCUCGGAAACAGAUCAUCAGCAACGUUCAAGCGUCGCCAGCUGCCCCCGCGCACAAGCCCCCCGCUGAACCGCCGUCCCCGCCCGCCUCCACUUGUCGAAAGGAGGCGACGCGCGAGGUGAUAACGGAGGGCGGGUGCCGCAGCCGGCGCGCGGUCCGCGGCGCGCGCUGCACCGGCGCCUGCGCCGCCGCGCCCGUCUGCUGCGCGCCACGACGCACCAAGAAACGGAAGAUACGUUUGGUCUGCCCCGAUGGUAAAAAGUACACCAAAGAAAUUGAAAUUGUAAGAAAAUGUGCGUGCGGCAAGAAGUGCCCGAAAACCACGCCGUUUCUACACUGAACUCGCUCGCUCAGCGCUAGUCAUAAACACUACACACGAUGUAUCAAAAGUCUGAACACCAGAGUACUCGGUCGAAAUGUAUUCGCUAUUUCGAUAACGAAGUUAGAUGUGAUACGUAUGGGAUAUCGCACGCAUCGCAAAAUGUGUUGGCGCUUGCGAUGCGUUAUGUCAAAUCCCAUACCUUUUUGACAUCUAACUUCGUUAUCGAAAGUGGCGAAUGCAUCAUGACUAAGGUCAAUUCAGACCGCAACGCGA
Messenger RNA from Aricia agestis (brown argus), 4846 nucleotides. It is a transcript of the gene sli, whose product is annotated as protein slit. NCBI's taxonomy places the organism in Eukaryota, Metazoa, Arthropoda, Insecta, Lepidoptera, Lycaenidae. The coding region runs from base 92 to 4591 and encodes 1499 amino acids. Gene Ontology annotation, molecular function: Roundabout binding; calcium ion binding; heparin binding. The transcript is spliced from 38 exons. The record is from RefSeq and is a predicted model, not a curated record. Gene Ontology annotation, biological process: axon guidance.